This is a messenger RNA of Cladocopium goreaui, 543 nucleotides long. Lineage: Eukaryota; Dinophyceae; Suessiales; Symbiodiniaceae. The record is from the annotation of a GenBank genome assembly.
GAAACAUCUGACCUGAAGGGUCCAAUACCACGACUUGAAGCCAUGCUGAAGGUCGAGGGAGAUCCAGAAGGUGAUCUGGUGGAAGAAGCCAACGAGUAUGCCAAGGAGAACUUCCGACUCAAGGACGAGGUGAACGAGAUGACUGCGAAGAUUGCACCUUUGCAGUCGGAUAUGAACCUCGAUAAGUACAAGUCGGAGCUACAGGCCGAAAAGAAAUCGAACCUCGUGGCAUUGAACGAGAAGGACAAGAAGAUCUGGCAGGCAAACAAGGACCAAAACGACAAAUGUGAAGCUGUCAGAGGCAUUCGGUUACGAGAUCUUACUAUCGCCAAGUGGAUGAUGCGUGCAACCAAGAGGUGGAAGAAGUGGCCGUGCUUUUGCGGAGAAGUGGGGGUCGAAGCGAAAGCAGUGCGCCCACCGGUACCGCCGGAGCUGCACCUGCUCAGCCAGACAGAGCGGCACCCGCUGGGAGUGCGACUCCAGGAACAUCAGCGCCUACAGUGGCCGACCUUCUUGCGAAUUGAGAGGAUCUGUACAGGAUGA